Cryptosporidium ubiquitum is the source of this 597-nucleotide messenger RNA. Its product is annotated as SNARE protein. The record is from RefSeq and is a predicted model, not a curated record. Gene Ontology annotation, biological process: endoplasmic reticulum to Golgi vesicle-mediated transport. Bases 1 to 597 code for a protein of 198 amino acids. The transcript is spliced from 6 exons. Gene Ontology annotation, molecular function: SNAP receptor activity. Gene Ontology annotation, cellular component: Golgi apparatus. Lineage: Eukaryota; Apicomplexa; Conoidasida; Eucoccidiorida; Cryptosporidiidae.
AUGAGAGCAUAUUCAAUUUUCGUUUGUAAUGUGGAUAACGAUAACAGUGUUGAAAUAUUAUCAUCUUGCUUUAGUCUUUCAAGAUUUUCUUAUUUUGAACGCAAUUAUAUUAAAGAAAUUUUUAAAUUUAUUGUAAGAUCAAUUACUCCUAAGCUAAAACCAGGAAUACAAGAGAUUAUCACUCAUGAUGAGUUUACAGUAUUUUCAUAUAAAUGGAAUGAUGGUCUCUCAAUAUUUAUGAUAUGUGAUAGCGACUUUCCUACGAGGAUUGCAUUUUCUUCUAUUUUUGAGGCUUACAUACACAUUAGAGACCAAAAUCAGCAAGAAAUAUUUUCAACAGAAGAGAAUAAAAAAAUGUACAAAGCAAUUAAUACAAUACUAAAUAAAUAUAAACCCCUUAUUUCAGAUGCAAUUAUUGAAUCUCAGAUAAAAAUUGAUAAGGCUCGAGAGGCUAUUAAUGUCUCAUUGAAGUCCUUUUUAGAUAGAGGGGAAAAUUUGGAUGAACUUAUCCAAAAAAGUAACGAUCUAUCUGAGUCAUCAAAAAAAUUAUUUAAAAUGUCUAAAAAAACAAAGAGACCAUGUUGUAGUCUUCAAUAG